Silurus meridionalis is the source of this 4116-nucleotide messenger RNA. RefSeq lists its product as uncharacterized. The coding region runs from base 733 to 4116 and encodes 1127 amino acids. The transcript is spliced from 4 exons. The record is from RefSeq and is a predicted model, not a curated record. NCBI's taxonomy places the organism in Eukaryota, Metazoa, Chordata, Actinopteri, Siluriformes, Siluridae.
UUGGUGGUGGGUCCAUGGGACAGCGGUGCGGUGCAGCUUUGGCCGUGCCUCGGAAGCACGAUCCAGACACGCGACAACAACAACAACAAACUUUCCUGAAUGGCCGCUCCGUUACCACGGUAACGACCGCUAACAGGAAGCGACUCAAUCCAGGGGUACCCAAACACCGGAAAUGGGCAUUCUUUCAGACUGUCAAUCACUCAAAAAUAGUUUGGGACCCUAAAGCAAAACCUAAAGGUCUGCUGGGUGGGCAUUUAAAUAUAAGAAGCAUUAUGUCAAAAACAGAAGAAGUUAAUCAUUUGUUACUUAACUCAAAUUUGGAUUAUCUCUGUCUGUCUGAGACUUGGCUCUAUAACAAUGCCCCCUCUGCAGCACUUAACAUCCCUGGCUAUAAUAUGUUUAGGAGAGACAGAGAAGGAGCAAAGGGUGGCGGUGUCAUGAUAUACAUAAAAAACAAUAUUCAGUGUCAGGAAAUUCAAUGGCUGAAUGAUCAUGAUCUGGAAUGCUUAGGCUUAAAUAUUAUACUAUCACCACAAAUGUCUUUUACAAUUAUUGUCGUAUAUCGCCCCCCCUCUUCUGAGUCUAUUUUUUAUGAAAAGUUUGAAAAAUUACUGAAAGAAUUUCACCUAAAUAAAGAGAUCAUUAUCUUGGGGGAUAUCAAUAUAAAUUGGGAGGACAUAUCUUGUAGAAAAAAGCUUAAAAAAAAUAACUGACAAAUUUGAUCUAGUUCAAAUGAUCAAUGGGCCCACAAGAAUCACAGCAUCAAGCAGCACCCAGAUUGAUUUGGUAUUUACCAACCGACCUGAGAGAAUAUUUAAAUCAUACAACAUGUUAGCUGGUCUUUCUGAUCACAAUUUGAUCCUUGUGGCCAGGAAGCUCUCAAAAAAGAGAUUUGAUUAUUCUGUCAGAGAGCGUGAGUUUGUGGGAAUCCCAAAAAAACGUCAAGAUGGAUUUAAGAGAGCUGUCCAGCAGAUUAAACACAAACACAAUAAAAAUAUACUUCCCUGGAUGAACACGGACAUACUCAAACUAAUGAAAGAGAGAGAUUGUGCGUUAAAAAAUUCAAUGAAAUCUAGGUCAGCUAGUGCUAAAAUUCUAUUUACAACACUGAGGAAUAAGACCGUUAAAGCUAUACGCAAGGCCAAAGCAGAUUUCUUUUUGACUAUAAUAGAAAAUGCAAAAGGGGAUCCCAAAAUAAUAUGGAACCAACUGAAAAAACUUGUAGGACGGGACACAAAAAGGAAACAACUUUUGGAAAUUAAGAUAAACGGACAAAUUAUAAAUAAUACAAACAAAGUGGCAGAUGUCUUCAAUAAUUUUUUUAUUGAAUCUGUAUCCACUACUGUCCAAAGCUUACCAUCGAACAACCUAUAUAUUUGUCCGAUAAAUAACUUAGAGCCAAUAUUCAACUUGGGCACAGUCAUACAGACAAGUAUAGUCUUACAGACAAUAAAAACAUUAAAAGUUUCCAGAACUAGAGACAUAUUUGGCAUAGAUAUGUGUAUGCUGAAAGAACUUAGUUACACAUUAUUUACACCAGUCACCAAAAUUGUCAAUCUCUCCUUUACUGAGGCAGUAUUUCCAAGUGUGUGGAAGUCAGCUGCUGUUGUUCCAAUUCUCAAAAAUGGAGAUCCAUUGUCAGUGGACAAUUACAGACCAAUUAGCAUUAUAUCUACAGUGUCAAAAGUUGCAGAGAAACUAAUUUCACAACAAAUAAUAACACAUUUAAAUACUACUAAAUUUUCUCUUCAUCCAAUGCAAUUUGGUUUCAGAACUCAACACUCCACAGAAACUGCUAAUUGUUUUUUCAUUGAAAAUAUCAAGCAUUUACUGGAUAAAGGUGGUGUGGUUGGAGCUGUGUUUCUCGAUUUAAAAAAAGCUUUUGACACUAUAAACCAUAAAAUAUUAUUAACCAAAUUAGGCAAAUUUAAUUUCUCCUCUGAUGCAAUAAAAUGGAUAGAAUCAUAUCUAUCGAAUCGCUUACAGUCAGUUAGGAUCAGUGAUUACCAUUCACCACCCCUCGUCAUGACCACAGGGGUUCCUCAAGGUUCUAUUUUGGGGCCACUGUUAUUUUCACUUUAUAUAAACGAUCUCCCUUCAGUUUGUGCAGAUGUCUAUAUUCAGAUGUAUGCAGAUGACACAGUCAUUUAUACCCAUGGUAAAAACACGAAACAAGUAGCUGAAAAACUUACACAGUCAAUGGUCCAAGUUUCUGAAUGGCUAAAUCAAUCCUGCUUAAAACUUAAUGUAAAUAAAACGGUUUCAAUGUUUUUUUCUAAAUCAAACAUUGCAAAUAAUCAGGCAGAUAUUUAUGUGACAGGGGAAAAAAUAAAAAGUGUGUCAGAAUUCAAAUACUUAGGUAUCAUAAUUGACUCUAAACUAACUUUUAAAUCACAGAUAAAAAAGGUCUGCAAUCGAGUCAAAUUUAAUAUUGCAAAUUUUCGGUUUAUAAGAUCCAACCUGUCACUUCAGGCAGCUAAAAUGUUCAUGUAUAGCAUGGUUAUGCCUCACAUGACUUACUGUCUUACAACCUGGUCACAGGCAAAUAAAACAACAUUAAAAUCUUUGGAGUCACUUUACAAACAGACAAUUAAAAUUGUGGAUAAAAAAACAUUACGAUAUCAUCACUGUGCCAUUUUACAAAAGCAUAAGUUUUUAAGUUGGGAAAAUGUCAUUAAAUAUUCAAACCUUUGUCUGUUAUAUAAAAUCAUCCAUGGUCUGUCAUCUCUGCCACUUAGUCAGUUUGUAAACAUUAAAAAUACCACACAGCUUAUUCAGCGUCUCGACAUCCUUCCAGGGGCAGCCGCGCCCAACCCACCACCAGUCGCCGAUCCUCAGCCGUCGGCUUUGCCGUUGCCUCCUCAGGUCCAGCCCACACCUGGCGUUUUUGCUCCUAGGGAGCCACACCUCGUUCCCCCGGCUCGCUUCUCCGGAGAACCCGAACUUUGUCAGUCCUUCCUGGCACAAUGUAGCCUGAUUUUUAGUCUCCAACCAUCCUCUUUUUCCACUGAACAGGCCAAGGUGGCUUAUGUUAUCACCUUGCUCUCCGGACGAGCUUUGCGAUGGGCUACCGCCGAGUGGGAAAAUCAGUCCUUGCAUUGCUCUACCUUCACUGCCUUCCGUGAGGAACUACGCAAGGUUUUUGGUUCAGCCACCCCUCGCCAGGAUGCCGCACGCUCACUGCUUUCUUCAUCGCAGGUUGAGCGUUCAGUGGCUGAGUAUGCUGCAGAUUUCCGCACGGAUGCCACUGACAGUGGGUGGGAUUGCACCGCUCUAUAUGACACCUUUUUUCGGGGUCUCUCAGCCCAGGUGAAGGACGAGCUAGCUGCCCAUGAGCUUCCCCCCGGUCUGGAUGCCUUGAUCGCCCUGGCCAUUCGGAUUGACAGAAGAAUACGUGAACGUCGUUCUGAGCGUUUCACGCGCUAUCCGGACUGGGCCUCUGGCUCGUCACCAUACUCCCCCCGGACUACUCCUGCCUCGGCGGCCUCAUCCCCACCGCAGCCUAUGGAAAUCACACUCCCUUCCAAGCCCUUAGUCAAGAUCUGCAUCUGUUCCGGUGCUCAGGACUUUUUGCUGGUGGCCUUUGUGGACUCUGGGGCAGACGCGGAAUUCAUGGAUCUAGACCUUGCUCGUCAGCUGAGCCUGGAGGCGGAGCCAUUACCGGAGACUCUUCAGGUCCGGGCCCUGGAUGGGCACCCCCUAGAUAAGGCCACUUACCGUACUAAGCCCCUUCUGGUCACCAUCAGAGAGCGACACUGGGAGUGGCUCACCUUCUUGGUAAUUUCUUCUCCUCACGCCCCGGUCAUGCUCGGUUUCCCCUGGCUCCGCAAGCACAACCCCCGCCCAGACUGGUCCAGCGGUCGGGUUCUCGAUUGGGGAACCUAUUGCCAAUCUCACUGCCUCACUCCAUCUUCCCCCAGGCCGGUCUCAUGCUCUCCGGAGACUUCCUCCGACCUCAGUUCAGUUCCAUCUGUCUAUCAUGACCUCGGUACAGUGUUUAGCAAGACUCGAGCCUCUUCCUUGCCCCCGCAUCGGCCCUACGAUUGCGCCAUUGAUCUCCUGCCGGGAACUAUGCCACCCCGGCUUGGCCACUAUGGCCGGCUUUACCAUCUUUGA